AUGCCACGUGCAGCAGUCGUUUGCGUUUCUCAUGGUGGAGGCCCCAUGCCAGUCCUCGGAGACCCUGGUCAUGCCUCCAUUACAGCAUCACUCAAGAGCCGCGUUCCCAAGAUUCUCAAGCUCAACACCCCAGACGCCCCGAGAGCCAUCGUCGUCGUCACGGCACACUGGUCUGAAGGCGAUCCCACAAUCUCCUCAGGAGCCAGCCAUGAACUGUACUACGACUAUGGUGGUUUCCCGAGGGAAGCUUAUGCACUCAAGUAUCCCGCACCAGGGUCGCCAGAGAUCGCACAGGAGCUGAAGCAAGCCCUCGAAAGGGAGGGUCUUACUCCGAGACUGGAUUCUCGACGUGGUUGGGAUCAUGGCGUGUUCAUCCCUAUGCUUCUCGUCAACCCGGCUGCCAACGUGCCCAUCAUCCAACUCUCCGUCCUCGUGUCAGAGGAUCCCGAAGAGCACUUCAAAAUGGGACGAGCCCUUUCGUCAUUGAGAGACUCCAACAUCGCCAUUCUGGGAUCCGGCUUUGCUUCUCUACACAACCUAUCCAAGAUGCGCUUCCUUUUCAUGGGAGACCCCAACGCUGCAGCCAAGCUGGGAAAGCAGGUAAACGAGUGGAACAAGGAGCUCACAAACGCUGUUACGAAAGAGAAGACGGAAGACAGAACGAAGGCGUUGUCUGGCUGGCGCAAGUUCAGCCACAGCUACGAUAUGCACCCCCGCGGGGGCGGCGAGCAUUUCAUGCCCCUGCUCGUAUGCGCGGGAGCCGCCGACGACGAGGUUGCCGGGGUGUACCAGGACGAAUUCUUGGGGCUCGACAUCAAGACAUACUACUGGGGUGAUAUAAGUGUCUGA
This is a messenger RNA of Colletotrichum karsti, 849 nucleotides long. RefSeq lists its product as uncharacterized. The coding region runs from base 1 to 849 and encodes 282 amino acids. NCBI's taxonomy places the organism in Eukaryota, Fungi, Ascomycota, Sordariomycetes, Glomerellales, Glomerellaceae. The transcript has 3 exons. The record is from RefSeq and is a predicted model, not a curated record. Gene Ontology annotation, molecular function: zinc ion binding; oxidoreductase activity, acting on single donors with incorporation of molecular oxygen; ferrous iron binding.